Molecule: messenger RNA, 3227 nt
Organism: Monodelphis domestica (gray short-tailed opossum)
Lineage: Eukaryota; Metazoa; Chordata; Mammalia; Didelphimorphia; Didelphidae
Product: protein-arginine deiminase type-3
Cellular component (GO): nucleus; cytoplasm
Molecular function (GO): calcium ion binding; protein-arginine deiminase activity
Source: RefSeq, a predicted model, not a curated record
AUGGGGCUUAGUUGCAAAUAUUUGGGCCGAUUAUUUGGAUCUAGUGGAAGGAGGGUCACUCAGGUGGUCCGGGACUUCUUGUAUGCUCAGAAAGUCCAGCCUCCUGUGGAACUCUUCGUGGACUGGUUGGCUGUGGGCCAUGUGGAUGAGUUCUUAAGCUUUGUCCCUGCCCCAGAUGACAAGGGUUUCCGCUUGCUUCUGGCCAGCCCUGGAGCCUGUUUCAAACUUUUCCAGGAGAAACAGAAAUGGGGCCAUGGAAGGGCUCUCCUGUUUGAAGGCAUUGUUGGAAGCCAGUCGGUGAAGACCAUGUCCAUUAAUCAGAUCCUCUCCAAUGAAAGUCUUAUCAGUUACAACAAGUUUGUCCAGAGCUGCAUCGACUGGAACCGCGAGGUCCUGAAGCGAGAGCUGGGGCUGGCUGAUCGAGACAUCAUCGACAUCCCUCAGCUCUUCAAAACAGAGAAGAGAAAAGCGGUGGCCUUUUUCCCUGACUUGGUGAACAUGCUUGUGUUGGGGAAGCACCUGGGGAUUCCUAAACCCUUUGGGCCCAUCAUCAACGGCCGUUGUUGCCUGGAGGAGAAGGUUCGAUCUUUGUUGGAACCAUUGGGCCUUGAGUGCAACUUCAUCGAUGACUUCACCCCCUACCACAUGCUGCAUGGGGAGGUGCAUUGUGGCACCAAUGUCCGUCGGAAGCCCUUCUCUUUCAAAUGGUGGAACAUGAUCCCCUGAGCUGGCUCCCUUCCCACCGUUCUCAUCCCUGCCUGGGAAUUCCAGUAGGAGACAGAUGGAGGAUUCACCUGCCUGAUGGAGGUUGACCAAAGCAAGCAAACCUAGGAAGCUUUGAGAGAAACUGAGUCUCACUGAGAACACCAAGCCUUUUCCCUAUAGUCGCAUCCCCCCACUCCAUAUUAGCUUGCUACCUGGGAGCUGAAAAGCUCAAAGACCAAGUCCUCCCUCUCCACAGAACAACAGGACUUCAUCUCAUGCUGCCUCCAUGUUUCUCAGGUUUGAGGCUCCCCCAAAUUGUUUGCCCACCAUUUCUUCCUUUUGCAAACUCUUCUCCAGAAAAAUCCCCGCUUCUAGAGUUGUAUCCUUGUGAUGUCAUCUCCUUCCUUCAGUUCAGCCCCAGCUCCCAGCAGACUCAUCCCACCAGGAAAAAGGAAAAACUCCCGAGCCAAGAGUAGUUGAGUCCAGUUGCUUCCAACCCAGCAGAGCCAUAGAGUUAUAAAGCAAGUUCACUCUUACGUGAGAAGGCUUAGAAAACCAAGCAGAAGCCAUAAACAGGUUACCAGCAGCCCUGUUAGAUGAGAGGGAUUCCUGAGAUUGUCUCUGGGUCCUGAGAAAAUCCAAUGUCCCAGGAUCCUCUGCUAGGCUCUAAACACCUAAAAGGCAGAGGCUGUGUCUUAUCUUUUCAUUUCCUCUAUCUUUGCCUCUCUCCCCAAGUUGAGUAUAGGGUCUUGCACACAGUAGGUGCUAAAUAAAUGUGGUUUUUUGCAAGUGUGAUUACAAAGGAAGGCUUCUGGCAGACUGAGAAGAUUCCCCCUGUUAUCCAGCAUUCAGGAAUUUAACUUUUGGGAAUUUAGAGUUACUAAGAAUUCUGAGAUUGAGACUAGGGGAUGUCAACCAGCAUUUAGUAAAUGCUUAAUACAGGCCAGGUAUAGCACUGAGUACUGGGAGAUACAGAUAUAAGCCAAAAGAAAGACAGUGCCUGCCCUCAAGGAGCUUACAUGAUGAUGAGCAAGGAGAGCAGAUAAAAUGGAAAUGCUUGGGCUGGGAAGGUUGGAAGAGGAAAGAAAUUUAGAGAGUGGAGAACAGAGACCAAGGGCAGUUAGGUGCCUCGGUGGAUUGAGAGAUGGAAUGUCCUGGGUUCAAAUGUAACCUUAAACACUUCCUAGCUAUAUGACCCUGGGCAAGUCACUUAACCCCUGUUGCCUAGCCCUUACUGCUCUUCUGCCUUGGAACCAAUGCACAGCACUGAUUCUAGGAUAGAAAGUUAAGGGUUAAAAAAAAUCAGAAACAGAAAGGAAUGAAAGCAUGACUGGCCUAGAUACUUCCUUAAGAUUGAGGAUCUAGAAGGAAUAGACCAAUCACCUUCUAGGGUGAGGGAAGUCACAGAAUUAUAGAGUCUCCAGAUUGGAAAGGACUUUGGAGACAUGUAGUUGAGGUCAUGCAGGAACAAGCUUUGUCUACAAUGAGCCCAACAAAUGGUUAUCCAGCCUUUCUGUGAAGAUCCCCAGCGACGGGGAGCUCACUUCUUCCCCAGGCAGCCCAAGUCACUAUGGGGUAGCUCCAACCAUUAGGAAAUUUCUCUUGCCAUCAGUCUUCAAUCUGCCACCACCCACUCUUUAUUUAGCCCCCUGAGAUCAAAGAGAAAAAUUCUCAUCCCUCAUCUACCUGAUAAGCUUUCAAGUAUUUGCAUUAUGGCUAGUAUGUUAUUAAUGCCAUACUAUUAUCAUAAUGAUACAUUAAUAUAAUUAUCAUAAAAUAUAUUACUGUAUUAAUAAUGAAGAAAUAGCAUGAUCUAGUGGAUAGCUAGCUGGCCUCAGGCUCAGGAAGACCUGUGUUCAAGUCCUGAUUCGGACACAUAUUAAGUAUACAGCCAGGGACAAAUCGUUUAGUCUUUCAGCACAUUAAAUAACACUUUCCCACUCUAAGGUAGAGAAAAGAUGGCCAUGUGCAUUCUAAAUGCUAUCCCCUUGCCAAAAAAAAGGAUAAAUCUCAUUUCUAUGAUGCUGUGGAGUUUGGACUGGAAUAUUUCUCUAAUGUUCCAGAUAAGGAAACAUGGGUUCAAGAGGAAUCAAAUAACGUCUCCAAGGUCACAAGGCUAGCAAAUGAGAUCCAAACUCUGUUUUCCUCCCUCCAACGACCAUUCUCUUUCUAUACGUCAGGGUCAUGAUGCCCAAGGAGAAGAGGUCAGCAGCUGUAUUCAGCUACCUGAGAUGCAGUCUAUUGGGUCAAGGAUGGGGCAUAGAGGAAUCCUACCAGAGUCCUGGAGUCGUUUUUAUGCAGCAAGCCUUCAUUUUCUCCCUCUUUUACUAGAUAAUGGGGGGUUUCUAGGCAGCCAGUCAAAGAUGGCAGCUGGAGUUGUACAGAGCAGUGAGGAGUGGCUGCUGACUGGGAGUCCCCACCCAGAGAGCAGAGCCCCAGGAAUAGCUUCCCUCUUCUCCAUGCAUGGGUGUGUUGUUGCCUGUGGUUUGGGCUGGGUUGCUGACACUGAACAAUAAAUCAGA